AUGACGACGUCGAGGUCGGCGCCCCAGGCCUUCUGGUCGUCGUAUGCGCCUCGCCUGCGUGCGUACAACAAUUCCCUCCUCGUCCCCGUCCUCCCUAGUGCGGCUGCGGCGGCCAAUGUGCGAACGACAAAGCGAGGUACAACCAUCAUCAACUAUGCUGAAGACGGCUAUGAUGACUAUGACGACGAUGACUCCGAUCGACGCCGCCCCACCGGUCUCAGGAGUCUGCGCAGGGACGAUAGUGUUUCCAAGAGUGAAGCCGGUGACAAGGUUGCGAAGGAGACCACCGAGCCGGUCGAGAUGCAAGGCGUAUGGAGAGACUGGAUGGGAAAGUCGAGAGCGCAGCGAUCGGACAUGGCGAACCAUGCCCAGGCAUGCCUGCCUCUGACACUGAUCCCCAUCCGACUGGAUGUUGACAUCCAGCCUUUCAUGCCGCUUCCGCCGAUCGCGAAUGGCCACUUCGACAAUACGAACCCUCUAUACAAGCAGCAAGAAGUCACCGUCCCUUAUAGGUUAAAGGACACUUUUCUCUGGAACCUGCACGAGACGCUUAUUACGACGGACAUGUUCGCGCUGAACCUUGUACAAGAUCUCGACCUGCCCAACAAGGCCGCGAUCUGCUCAGAGAUCAGCAAACAAAUACGCACUCAACUCGAGGAAUAUGCUGGUGUGGCGCUGCACCCGCUCUUCCACUCUCAGUCACACCAGAGUGGCCAAGAGUCACAGAAGGCACCGCCUUCCCUCGUGCACCGCGACUCAGCUACCCCAACACCGCAGAACGGUGUGCUGAGCCGCGCAGACACUCCGCUGCGUCAAAAUGCGUCCACGACACCGUCCAAGGCCGGCCCAGGAACGCCCAUUCCGUCUGGUCUGCCUACACAAGGCGAUGUGACAGCAUCCGCCACGGCCAUCUCCCCGGAAUCGGACGACUACAACCCCGAUGACACGUACCGGUGUAUCGUCAAUCUCAACAUCAACCUCUCCAACCAGCUCUACACCGACAAGUUCGAGUGGUCAUUGUUACACCCCCCAGGCACAGCUGAAGCAUUUGCCAAGAUUACCUGCGCGGAUCUAGGUCUCGCGGGUGAGUGGGUUCCUGCGAUGACCCAUGCCAUCUACGAAGCUGUCCUGCGCUUGAAGAAGGAAGCCUGUGAGUCUGGUGGCUUGGUAGCAGGAUUUGGCGCCGGUGGGCCGGCAGACUUCCCCAACGAUGCCGCUAUUUCCGCAGCGGGAGAAGGGGCCGGGUGGCGGUACGACCCCGAACAUUUGGCAGAUGAAUGGGAGCCGAAGGUCGAGAUCUUGUCGAAAGAAGAGAUCGAGAAGCGCGAGGGCGAUCGGGAACGGCAACUGCGACGACUUAGGAGAGAAACGGCGCGUUUCAGUAGCAAUACUGGUAUGGCUGGUGGCGUUCCCAUGGGCUUUGGCUUUGGCGGUCUCAUUGAACAGGAGGAGGAGCGGAUGGGCCGUGGUGAGCGCAGCAAGAAGAAGCGACGCUUCCGAAGCCUGUCACCUCUCGGCCGUUCCGGCACUCCUGGUGGGAGAGGUACGCCUGAUGUCGGGGGCGCGGUGGGUGGCUACGGUGGCGGUGGUACCUUGACCGACGCUGAGCGCAUUAAUUGGCGCUGUCUUCACUGUCGUGUUUGGGGUACGACUGUCUGGGCUGUCCGGGAUGCACCAGGCUAUGCCUGCUUGCUGAUUCAAACGGGACAACCAAUUCCAAUGGCACGGACCGUCCCUCCCGUGCGCAACCUUGGUGUCGACAUUUGCGAUGUGGUGCUUGCGAAGCUUUUGCAACUACAGAACAACACAUUGAGUCAGGAUGGGUUCGUUCUGUCCGUCACAGCUCUCGAGGGUUUCAAGGGCGGUGGCCAAUAG
This is a messenger RNA of Thyridium curvatum, 1875 nucleotides long. RefSeq lists its product as uncharacterized. Gene Ontology annotation, biological process: regulation of transcription by RNA polymerase II; chromatin remodeling. Gene Ontology annotation, molecular function: transcription coregulator activity. The transcript has 2 exons. Bases 1 to 1875 code for a protein of 624 amino acids. Gene Ontology annotation, cellular component: RSC-type complex; nuclear chromosome; nucleus. The record is from RefSeq and is a predicted model, not a curated record. NCBI's taxonomy places the organism in Eukaryota, Fungi, Ascomycota, Sordariomycetes, Thyridiales, Thyridiaceae.